This is a messenger RNA of Scophthalmus maximus (turbot), 1153 nucleotides long. RefSeq names its product FGFR1 oncogene partner 2 (gene fgfr1op2). Gene Ontology annotation, biological process: response to wounding. Bases 115 to 789 code for a protein of 224 amino acids. The transcript is spliced from 6 exons. NCBI's taxonomy places the organism in Eukaryota, Metazoa, Chordata, Actinopteri, Pleuronectiformes, Scophthalmidae. The record is from RefSeq and is a predicted model, not a curated record.
CAUCUUUAACACAACACAGAGCCGCAUCAUCAAUCUUAAUGAGGACUAACGUUAGCCUGUAGCUAAUGUUAGCUACCAGACAUCAACAGGAAGCAACGGGCUAGCUAAAUUCCAAUGUCUUGCACUUUGAGUUCUCCAGGCAUGAACUGUACCCUAGAGAAGGUCUUGGCAGAUGCCAAAUCAUUAGUGGAAAGGCUUCGUAACCACGACAAUGCUGCUGAGAUGUUAAUCGAACAGACGACAACCCUCAACAAGCGAGUGGACGCCAUGAAACAGUACCAGGAAGAGAUUGACGGAUUGAACCAGGUGGCACGACACCGGCCCCGUUCCAGUCUGGUCCUCGGAAUCCAGCAGGAAAACCGUCAGAUCCGAGAGCUCCAGCAGGAAAAUAAAGAGCUGCGGACAUCGUUGGAGGAACACCAGUCUGCGUUAAAGCUCAUCAUGACCAAAUACAGGGAGCAGGUAUUCAGGCUCCUCAUGGCCAGCAAGAGGGACGACCCCACCAUCGUGACCCAGCUGAAGGAGCAGCACACCACGGAAAUGCAGGCACACAUAGACAAGAUCAACGAGAUGGCCUCUGUGAUGAGAAAGGCGAUAGAGGUCGAUGAGGGGCGGAUAUGUGAAGAUGAGGAGAGGAUUAAACAGCUUGAGCUGGAGAACAGUGGACUCCGAGAGCUGCUGGGAAUCAGCCGCGAGGCUUUCCUCAUUCUCAAGAGAGAGGACACAUCAGAGAGCACGUCGCUGUCGCCGCUACUGACCAGCGCCGACGUCAGCUUACGAAAAAGCUAGGGGCCCAGAUCAUUGCCCAACCCCCAACUGCUGCCACCAUUGUGUACAGUGUGUACAGUCCGCUGCCACAAACUACUUCACCUUUCACCCUAAAGACUCUAUACAAUGCCCCCCCCCCCCGCCUUCUUUGGCUGUAUUUACAGCAUCAUGCUACAGAGUUGUAUCCCUGUCUGGUGAUUCAGACAAGAGCAGCGUGUACACAUCUUUCUUUCUUUCUUUUAUUUUUAUUUUUUUUAAUUGUUGGUACUUGUGUUAUGUUUGCUAAUUUUGCCAGCAUGCAUGAACCUGUGGUGCCUGCAAUGUUCUGAAGUGUGAAUGAGUCAAAGAAGGGCUUGAGUUUAAAAUAAAUCUGUAAAACAUGAAA